AAGAAAAGCCUUAAUGGAGAAAAUGGAAGUAGAUGAGGCCAAGCAGGGGGAAUACCUUUCUGAAGUCACUCUCACCGAGGACGGUGGAGUCGUCAAGAAAGUGAUCAGUGCAGGCACUGGUCCAAAACCUGCCAAAAACAACGAAGUUUUUGUCCAUUAUACUGGAUUUCUCGAAGACGGAUCCGUCUUCGAUACAAGCAUUGGGAAAGACGAAGGCUUCAAGUUCAUCAUCGGUGCUGGGCAUGUCAUUGAUGGUUGGGAGAUAGGUAUCAUGGACAUGCAGGUCGGGGAAAAAGCAGAUCUUUGUAUUAAACCUGAGUAUGGAUAUGGCGAAAUUGGAAGCCUUCCUAAAAUUCCUUCCAACGCAAACCUUAGGUUCACAGUGGAACUCCUCAACACUCGGGAGAGAAGACCAGCUAAAUGGAUGAUGAAUGAUGAAGAGAGAGUAAAGGCUUCAAUGAAGUUGAAGGAAGAAGGAGGACAAAAAUUCCAAGCUAAGGAAUUUGCCCAAGCUGAAGGUCUUUAUAGAGAAGCUAUUAGUCAUCUUGAUGCGAUCCAGAACGAUAAUACGGAUAGUAGGACUCUGAAAAAGACUAUUUUGGUAAAUAUAGCAGUUUGCUGAAAUAAAUCACAAAGCUGGGUUGAAACUGUGAGGGCUUGCACUCAAUCAUUAGCAAUUGACAACCAAAAUCCAAAGGCUUUUUACCACAGAUCUAGCGCCAAUAGAAAACUAAAGCAGUACGAUGAUGCUCUUGCUGACCUAAAGAGUGCCAUCAAAUUGAGCCCCAAGGAUAAAAUGCUUCGUAAGGAGUUCCAAACAUGAAAGAAUGAGAAGAAGGCUUAUGAUAAAUCUCAAACAAAAAUGUUCUCGAAUUUCUUCUCUCAAGGAGUUUAUAAUGAGAAAGACCCUGAUAUUACUCAGUAUGAGAAUGAACUACCAGAAUAUAAUCCUUCAAACCCUAUUGUCUUUCUGGACAUCCAGAUCGGGGAUGCAGAGGCUAAAAGAGUAGUUUUUGAGUUGUUUAAUGAGCAUACGCCAAGAGCUGCUGAGAACUUCAGAUGUCUCUGCACUGGUGAGAAAUCUACCGAAGAAAAGAACCUUCACUAUAAAGGCAACAUUUUCCACAGAAUUAUUUCAGGAUUCAUGGCCCAAGGUGGUGAUAUCACUAAGCAAAACGGUACUGGAGGAGAGAGCAUCUAUGGAGAUAAAUUUAACGAUGAGAAGUUCUGGUAUCCUCAUACUCAUGGAGGAUUGCUGUCGAUGGCAAACAGUGGGCCUAAUACCAAUGGAUCACAGUUCUUUAUCACCUUUAAAAAGACUUCCUGGCUUGAUGGAAAACAUACUGUUUUUGGAAGAGUAAUUCAAGGUUUUGAGCAUGUUAAAGAAAUUGAAAAAAUUGAGACAGGAGAAAAUGACUAUCCUCUUACCAAGGUAUUCAUCAAAGAUUGUGGUCAACUUAAUGAUGAAUUACAAAUAUCAGAGCUAGAGCUUGAAAGAUACUCUAAUCCAGAAUCACAAGAGUCUCCUGAGACAAAGAAAUAGUUGGAUUCAAUUUCCAUCAA
Molecule: messenger RNA, 1563 nt
Organism: Moneuplotes crassus
Lineage: Eukaryota; Ciliophora; Spirotrichea; Euplotida; Euplotidae
Source: the annotation of a GenBank genome assembly